Molecule: messenger RNA, 2293 nt
Organism: Magallana angulata
Lineage: Eukaryota; Metazoa; Mollusca; Bivalvia; Ostreida; Ostreidae
Exons: 2
Coding region: 1-2061 (686 amino acids)
Molecular function (GO): protein binding
Source: RefSeq, a predicted model, not a curated record
AUGGCAUUUUUUAUUGUUUUCUUUUUAAUUUUCAGUAGGAUGUCUAUUCAGAAAAUAUCCGAGUCAAUGUAUGCAGGGAUGUGUCAAGAAAUAGGAAAACCACAACAAGUGGCCUCCCGGAGGGAUAGAAUAAAUGAGAUAGAUUGUUUGAUGAAUAAGAUAGCAAAACUGAUAAUAGGAAACCAGCUCGAAAUAAUGGUAAGUGGAAGUAAAAAGGAAGGAUUAAGAUUACGUGGAUCAGACAUUGAUAUUAUGUUUUGGCCAUCUGAUUACCGAGUGAUAUGGGACUACUCUCAAUCUCAGCUGUACUCCACACAAAGACAGACGCUGAUUUUUUGUGACAGUUCGCAAAGUCCACCUGGAUUCUACUUACUUCGGCUAUCAUCAGAAUAUGCUCAACUAUUCUUAUUGCCGGCCUGUGUACAGAUGAAUGGAGAACUUUAUAUUUCAAGUUCUAAAUACAAACAAAUUAUACAAAACAUUUUUUUUCCUGAAUCAACAUCACAUGGACCAUGUAGCAGUGGUUCUAUUGGUCAUGUAGAAUACGACCUUGCAAGAUGUUUUGUAUGUGAUUUUUGGCCUCCCUCUGCAUCUUCAUGGAUAGACAGAUGCCACUCUUGGCCACCGCCAAAUGUCGUCGAUGACAUUGUAAAAAGCGGAUGUCACUUCGUUGCAAUAGGGCACAAACUAGGAAACCAAGCAGAUAAUGUAUGGAGAGUUUCUUUUUCGCAGGCAGAACACAAACUCGUUUAUGCAAUGAAUCACACACAGUUCUUAAUUUAUGGCUUGCUUAAAUUAUUUCUUAAAGAAAUAAUCAAUGAAGGAAUACGCGACGAAGAAAAACUACUUUGUUCCUAUCACAUUAAAACAUCAGUUUUAUGGGCCAUUCAACAAAGCACGUUACGUCAGUGGUGUUCACAAAAUAUUUUAGACGGUUUCUGGAUAUGCUUCAAACUUCUUCUAAGAUGGGUAUAUGAGGGAGUCUGUCCUAAUUUCUUUAUUCCACAAAAUAACAUUUUUCUGAGCAAAUCUUUUAUUCAUGAACAGAAAAACUUAUUCAGACAACUGUAUGGAUUGUAUGAAAAGGGUAUCGCAUUGCUGCUUCACAGUCCCUCAAUUAGAAUCGCUAUGACUCAAGUCCUUUGCAAUCCCAGUAUUCAGGUGCAUGUGCGUACUGUUGUGUCUGAGGUUGAAUUUGAUGUAGAUUUUUUUCAUGAAAUAAUAGAAAGUGAUAUACUGCACCCACCAAACUUACAACACUGUAUGGUAGCCCUGCUAACUGCGGAAGAUUUGAUUCGCUCACCCCUUACUCAGUAUCAAGUUGUCACCGUUCAAAAACUUAUAACCACCAUUCUUCAGAGUACUGCUUUUAUAUUAAGCAAUAUGCACAAUUACACUGCAGGCAAUAAAACGAUGUACAUUGCAGACACAAUGUCCUGUCAUAUGGUGAAACUAUCAGCUAGGUUUGGGAACGCUUCUGGCUUGUUGUACCUUGCUAUGUAUUACUACAAGACACUCAGAUAUAAGGAAGCUUUAUCUGUUAUAGAGAUGACAAAGGUCAAGUUAGAACAACCUCAUUUGAUGUAUAGAAGACAAGUAGACAUAGAUAAGUACAUUGAGGUUGUAGGGGGGCGGUCCUUGUCAACAAAGAUGAGGCAGGCUUUAGUAUGGGAUAUCAAACUUAUUAAUAAAAUAUGUUACAUCAAAGAAUUAAUGGCAGAACAACAUUCUAGAAUACAAAAUAGUCCCCCUGUAUUGUAUGUUCCACCUUUGAUAUUGUUACACAUGUUAGAGUUUUUGUGCAAAAGAUAUGUUGAUACAAUGGAAGCACGCGAAAUUUUACACCAUCUACAACUCCUACUUCAACAUGAUCAGGGGCAAUCAGCUCAUGUUACACCAGGCGACAUCUCCUGGGAAGUUCUUGGGAUUUGUCAUCAGAUAGCGGGGAACUUUCAGGCUGCUCUGUACUCAUACCGACAAUCGCUCAGACAAGACCCAUUCAAUAAAAUACAAAUUGCUACCAUACAGAGAAUUCGAGAUUUACAUGCUACUGAAGUUUAAGUGUUUUUAAACAGUAACUGUUACUAGUGAGAGCUUUGUUUUAAAUGCCAUCAUAUGGUAGUUAAGUUUAGGGAAAUUUCUCUUGUUAUCUAACUAUAUCAUGACUGCUCGGUGGUUAAACUAUCGGACUUGUUAACUACAUAUCAUGAGUUUGAAUCCGCCUUGGCCUUUUGUCCAUAUUUAUUGAAUUAAAUUUAUAAAAUCAUAAUUUUUGAUAAAAAUAUGCUCGUCC